AAUUGGUGCAAACUAAGGGAUACAUUAUCGCUCUUGUGGUUUCAAAAUGGCACGCCUUCCCGCGUUGAUAAAACCAGCUGCUUUGGGCAAUGUCGAGUUUGCUCGCUUAUGCCGUCGAACUACUUUCUUUCGACUGUUCUGAACAUAGUUAAUUGUAUGAUGAAGAGAAAAUUAGUAAAGAAUAGCAAUAACAUCAUAAUAUUUAGACAAAAUAAUGGAAAACAGAGGGGCCGAUCGGUCAUUUUGUUGUUGCAAACACCUAAAUACACUGUAGAAGGGCGGCUUGAGCGCCGACGAUAAAGGCCAUGCGGUUGUCACACACCGCUGGAGCGGCGUAGGGAAACAAGCAGUAACCUUAAUCACGCAAAACGGCAGCCAUCUUUGAUAUGGAUUUCAUGGGAUCAUUUCCCCUUCAUAUUAUGCGUUAAAAUUUGAUAAUUCAAAUUCUUGUACUACGCCAAUGGUGUGGGUACUCUUAGAGAGUGAUGUAUGAGGGCAAGCAUAUUCACUAUUCGGAAGUUGACAACAAACCGCUCUGCUCGUACAGUAUCAAAUUAUGUAAACAAAGGCGACUGAAAGGCUAUGCGUUUUGCAUACGCCAUGUGCUGGAGGACAAGUCUGCGCCGUUUAAACAGUGUGAAUUUGUGGCCAAGUACAACAACUCACGAUGCACUAAUCCUAUUCCGCAAGACCAAGAACGGAAAUAUUGUAACAGUCACAUGCAAGUUUUAGGCCUUGUGCCAAAAAGAGCGAAACAAAAGAAAAAUGUUGAGGGAACUGUCAAGAACGGAGACGGCAAAGAUGCGAAGGAUAGCAAAGAUGAAAUACCGAGUUACAUCAACAAAGCUGUGCCAAGCAAUCUUGGCGACAUGGACCUUAUCGAAAGUAUUAUCAACCGGCAAAAGAUACAAGAGGAAAAAAUUAAUAACGUUUCAUCCCCGGAGGCUGCGUUGCAUGUUAACUCAAUCGUAGCUCACCUUCUUUCACUCCCUCCAAAGAAACCGCUUGGAAAUUCCCAUACGGAUACACCUGCCGGUAGUACUGCAGAUAACGGCAAGACCAAAGUCAAAACAAAGUCACGGAAUAAAUCGGAUGUACGCAGUAAAGCUCAGGAAAAAUUUUAUGACAAAUUGGAACAGAAUAAAGUCCGUCUGCAUUUGCAAAGACAAAAAGAAAUUUUAGAGCGAGCAAAAAAAUUAAAACAACCGUCAAAGUCGUCACCUUUUUCCGCUAAACUUGAAACCCUGCCCCCAUUUCGGACGUUUCAGGAGCAACCAAAUACAAACUCACAGAGUAAUUUGUGCAGUUCUCUAUUAAAGGACGCAAAGCCCCAAAAUUCUAGCAAAUCAUUCCAUAUCACGCCUGCCUAUUUGCCACCCAAUGUGCCAAUAUUACAAGCAAGACCAAAACGACCGAGGCAGGUUUUUAUUGAGAAAACUGGUGUUGAAGAAGUAGAUAAAUUAAAGGAUAUAUACCGAGCAGAGGAGCAUAAGAAUCUUGAUCUCUUUCCGUUAGGGUUAGAAGACUCUGAUGAGGAAGAUUCUGAAACAGAAAGUGGCCAAGUGCCAACAUGUCAUAGAACAUCCCUGCCCUCAUCUGAUGAAGAAACAAAACGAACUAGCCCUGAAAUAUCACGAAGUGAAUUAUUAACGCAACGCAAGUCUCAGGUCCGUAAAAACUGCCUGUUAGCGUUGAGAUCAGAAACAUCGAAACGUGAACAAGCGUCGGAACGUGCAUCUUGCUUAGCCCUGGUGGAAGCGACAAGGCAACACGUAGCUGCAACAACAAAACUUCUUUUAGAAAUCAAGAACCAAUUACCAAAACGGGAAAAACACAGGAAAAUUUGUCAUGCUCCUGAUUGUUGUUAUAUUGAUGAAGAUGGGAAGGGAUGUGCGGAGAAAGGCUUGCCUUUUUCAACGCAUUGUUUCAAACAUGUCGUUGAGAAUGAGCAUCAGCAGCUAUUCUACCAGUGCACUGGGAUACAAUCUGAUUACACGCAGUGCAAGAAUACCGCAUAUAUCAUCGAUAAUGAAAGAGUCUUAUGUGAUUUUCAUGCAAGUGUUUUGAAAUGCCAGCCUAAACCCCGUAGGCCAAGAAAGAAAACAAAACCAUCUGCCUUAACGAGACCUUUCAAGAAGAAGAAAAAGAAGCAACAAAAAGUAACUCGUCCGCAGAAACCGGUUCCUCCAUUAGAACCUCUAGGGUUUGAAAUGCUGUCGUCGCUAAACCUUGGCAUAGAUCCGUCGCAGCUGAGCCCAGCUCCCGAUGGCAUUGAUGCCAGUGAUAUUUCAUUUAACCUUGAUGGCCACGCUGGCUUGCCACUUGACACGUCUGACCUCCAGAUAGACGUGGACGACAAAGACGAUUUCGCCAAUUUGUUACCAAAACUUCAAGCAGAUGAUUUAACAGAUAUUUUUGGUGUAAAAAUGUUUGGAGGUAAAAAUGGAGAUUUUUUACCAACCACCGAAGAACAGGAAGAACUAGAGCGUGCACUUCUCCAGGCUUCUAACGAAGUGAGCAAUGCUAAAGCAUCACUUGAUCAGUUCUCGUUUGCUAUGAUGUCCGAUCAGGAGAGUAAUUCAAGCCAAGACGAAGCGAUGAACCAAGGAGAUCCCAAUGAACUACCCAGUGACCUACAAGCUGCCGCUACCAGACUAAUGGAAGAUACGUUACGACAAAACUCCCUCAACGGACUUAAUACUAUGCAAAUUGCGAACUCGUUUUCAAGUAAUUCAUUUAGCCCCAACAGUCAAGGUACGCUGGCUACCACACAGGCCGCAUUUAAUCCUGUCCCAGGAAUGUUGACUGUACCAAGGCCCAUGAUAUCACCUGCCCAGGGUAAGGAUGAUUUAGUGGACACUACAUUGCUGACCAAUGGUCUGAAUCAAGCCAACACCAGUGCAAUGUUGAACUUACAAAGACAAUUCAGCACUGACCAGACAAUGUCACCGCACACAACCGUUUCUCCUCACCAGUUACUAAAUCAACAUACGACUCAGUUCGCUAAUCAGAUUUUACAUAGUCGGCCUAUAAACCAACCUCAGGCCACGCUACUCCCAGGUCAAAUGUCAGCCUCGCCACUGGAUGCCGCGGCGAGUCAGAUCCUCAUGCAGAACUUUCGAAUGCCAUGGAAUGCUUUAACAACUAACUCGUCUCUUGUGCAACCCACUUCACCGUUGCCAUUUAUAAAUCCUACUCGUGCAACUAUGCACACGGCAUUGCCGGGCUUCUCGCCAACAUUCCCAUCAAAAGUUUCAUUGGCGAGACAUUUACCUGACAUUCAGGAUCAACGGAUGUUUACUCCGCCCGCAGUGCCACAAAACACCGAUCAACCCCAAGCGAACUUUAUCAAUCCAAGUGUUAUUCCAAAUACGACACCUAUGGUAGCUUUGUCCAGUCCCAGUUUAGUGCCUCAUGUCUCUAAGCAAGGUGGCUCCUGACAUGCACAGCCAAUUGAUGGCCGUUAGUUCACAUAAUAAAUUUUUUUUGUAUGUUCUUCAAUAUACUGUAAAUCCAAGGAAUCUAUAUCAACUUUAAUUUCAAGAUCAACCAAAAAUCAGGGUGUGGCAUUACCAAACUUCUUAGAAAAAGAAAAUCUUAUGUAGUCCAUGAUUUUGCCUAUCUCGGAUUUUUUAUCAAUUGUACCAAGCAAAGAAAUUACAUAAAAAAUUGUGAUAAUGUACAGUAGUACAUUUUCUGUCUCAUCACUGCCUGAAAUCUGUGUGGGUUUCACACGUAAAAUGUUUUAGCUACAGCACUUAAGUAAAUGUUAAUGCUGACGUGGCUUGAUAAAUCAGCUCUAAUUUCACUUGGGACUACCAUAAUGUUUGUUGACUUAAGCAGUUUUCUAAUCCAAGUUUGAUAAAUCCAAACCCAUAGUAUCCUUUGGAUGAAUUGAUAUCUUGUUGUCUUGGACAUCAAUUAGGUACUCAACCCUGAGGGUAGGUGGAAAGUGGAAGUACAUGGUUAGUCUGACAUCAAACAUUAUUGCUGUAAAAUUGGGAAUAGGAUAAUAAUCCAAUUAUCAAGAUAGAUUAUAAACAUUUUUUAUUCAAAUUUCUGAGCGAUUUCUUCACUAUAAAUAAUUUGAACGCAAACAUUAAAAUAUACAUGCUAUAUUUUUCAAAAUGUCAUGCACUGAAAUGGCCAUUGUUGGGGUAUCUUAAGGUAAAGCUUCUAGUUUUAAGAAGCGAAUACGUUGCUUACAUUCUACUAUUCUUUUAACAACUCCACUGAUUUUACUCAGUAAAGCAAUGUUUAAUUGGGGUUUUUUGAUUCUCUGUUACUAUGAAACCAAACAGAUACCAUGCUUUCAAUACAUAGAUACAUUUUAUUCAAUACAUACUGUAGAUGCAUUUAACUUUAUUAAAUUUAACUUUAUUGAAUUAUCCCCAAGCAUGUGGCUAAAUCAAUUCUGACCGAUCUUUGAGUCAAAUUUUUUUUUCUUUUCACCAAGACACAUACGGUACUCAGUAAAAUGUAAAAAUAAUAAUCGGUUUAAUAAUCAAACUGUUUUUGUUACUUUCGAUUGAUCACUACAAUUUGCUUUGAAGAUUUUUUUCUAUAUAGAAUAACCUUAUAAAAUUAUAGUUCAUCUGUAAUUUAGGUGCUAUAUCACACUUACAGUCUAAUUAUUAUGCAGAUAGUUUGUCAUUUUUGAUAAUAUAUACUCUCCAAAUUUGUUAGGCUUGGUUUAAAUACACAGCUUACAGCAAAUUACCAUACAUCUUCAUUUCAUAUCUAUGUCCGGCCGUAAUCGAGUGAAACCCCUUUCUUAAGGCCUGUUUAUACUUGCAACAUUAACGUUGACGAUAAAAGCUAGAAGGCAAUUGUUCAUUUAGAAAAUGAAAGAAAUAAGAGAGAUGUUUACAUUAUGAGGAUGUAUACAAUAACAAAAUAUGAAUCGUCUUAGUGUAAAAACUUCUUAUUUCUUUUAUUUUCUAUAUGAUCAAUUGCUUUUUAGCUUUUUAUCGUUAUCGUUGCAAGUAUAAACAGGACUUUAUAGACCAAACCACUUUCUUCCCUUGCAACAAGUACCAUCAAAGUAAAGAAAUUCACCCAUUUACAUGCUGUAAAGAAUGCUUUAGCUUAGGGGCUUUGCAAAAUCUCUUCUGCUGAACCCCAACUAGGUGUCCCCAAAACCUUUGGCUCCCUGUAGACAAUCUUAGUUACAGGCCUAAGUGAAUUAUUUUGAUGAAAUGAAACACGUUUUCAAUUGAUGUAUGUUGCGGUUGUCUUCAGCUAAAGUCUUGCCAAGUAGCCUAUAUUUUAAUCCAUAAUUUUUUUAUUUAUUUAUUUUUUUAACCUUUUGAAUUAAAUUGAAAAGGACAGGAAUAUAUCAUAAUCAAAAAAGAAAACCUUGCUUAAAAAAUUGAGUAUUAGUUACCAGUUAAGACAAACAUAGAGAAUACAAAUAGCGGUAGUUCUUACUCAGUUUUUGUGAAAUAUAUUGCGUACAUAUGUAUAUCUUAUUUAUUUACUAGCAUCAUAAAGCAUUUAUAACAAUAAUCAAUAAUAUUGUUUGGAGUAAAAAUAGUGAACAGAUCUGAAUGAUGAUACACAGAACGAAUGAUAUUGGUUUUCCUAAUUAAUUAUUUUUCAACAUUACUGUAUUCUGCUUCAAUGGUGGUGCCAGUGGAGAAAUCAGAGGUGGCCAGGACCCCUAUAAGGGAGAGUGGGUUAGGGAGAAAAAACAAUUUGUGAAAGAGGAAAAAAAAAUUCUAUGUAAGUUUUUAUGGAAUAUGAGACUCUAAAAUUAAUUAAAUAUGCUUUCAACAAUGCUAAAUUAUUGGAUCUGUGUGCUUCACUCUCAGUUCCCACUCCAAUGGUUUUACGUCCCCCACCCUAUUGCCGUGGAUGGCUUGCCACCAUAUUCUGUAUUUUACCAGAUUUAUAACCCUCAUCCAUAAAAUAUUCUAACUGUACCUGAAACACACACCCAAUUUCUUAAAUCUACACUUUUCCCCCGAUUUUUUCACUAGUUUAUUUGGUGCUCUGUGUACAUUUUCUUGUCGUUUUAAAAUUAUAUACCUUGGUAUAGCAAUAAGCUCUUAGAUAGAAGUGACCACAGUGCCUAGUUGAUCAUACACUUCAGCUUUGCAUCAAUGCCUUCUAAGAAGAAUAAAUCACAUUACAUCAUUUCAUUAGUAGACAUUGAUAUAAUGCUUGGCUAUUAUUUACCUUCACAAUGACCUCAAACAGGGCCACUGGGGGGGAUUUCAGGACUCUGGGUUGAGAUGGGGCCAUGCCUAAAAAGUAUCUACAGCAGGGGCUUCAAUGGCAGUUGACAGAAUAUUUUCUGUUGUGGCCUCACAUGAUUUAUGUUUGUUCCACAUGCCUGUAUGGGUCGUAGGUCAUUCCCAGGCUGUGUCCCUGUGGAGUUUUCCUCUUUUAGUCCUCCACAUUUCUGGGUUGUAUUUUACCUGAAGGAACAUGUAAGAUUUAGAAUUCUUCAAAUAUUACAGUGUUAAUAUAUCAUCUGUUUGUUGGUUAAGGUAUGGAUUAUAUAUACACCACAAAGCAUGUUAUGCCAAGUAACCACUCUUGGAUCAAUACCAGUGGCAUCUCUAAGGGGUCGGUGGUCUUCCCCAAAAGAAAUUGCUUGCUUCCCCGGUCACUGCCCCUCCCCUCCCCCAUUGAAUAUGUUCGAAGCAAAAAGGCAAGCUCAGGUAGUCAAUUAAAUCACCUUAUUUUGCAACCUAGCUCCUCACAAUUUUCAAGCCCCGCGCUCCAAACUUCGCACCCCCACCCCAGAUAUGCCACUGAAUGUCGAGUGAGUUAUAUUAAGAAAAAUCUCAAAAGUAAUUUGCAAGAAAUUUCAUUAUAUAAAUUAUGAGCUAAAUUUCCUGUUAUACAUUAUUCCUACUACACAUCAGUUUGAUGUAGUGGGUUUAAUGAGGUGCAUAAUAUGUAUGUCACUCUUUGUUAUUUUGUAAUGCAAAGUGCAAAUUCGGCCAAUAGGUAGCAAUUACUGUACAUCUGUGAUUCUACCUAUCAUUUCAAUAGAAUAGUACUUUAUUGACGGAUUUAUUGUUCAAUUCGUAAAUAUAACUGAUUGAUUCUUUUAUACCCUUCAAAAUCUACCUUAAGAUUUUUUUUUUUAUGCAGUGUACACUGAUGAGAAAUGUAAAAACACUGACCUCAUAUUCUCCUGUCAUUCACUUUAUGAUAUUGAUAAUGAGUAGGCCUAAUGUUUUGUUUUUUAUAUAAAAAUUUGCAUAUCAAUAUUAAAAAUUUUAUUUGUAGUUAUUGAUGGCAUACAGACUUCAUACCAUUAUUUUUAUAUGUGAGAUUCAUGUUGCAUAACAGGUCUUAAAAAGACUGCGAAUAACCGAAUUGUUCAUAACAGCAUUUGUUAGUAGAUUGUACAAUUUUUGUAUUGUAUUAUUAUGUACAAACUUGAAUCUCAGGCAAACCAUGAAAAAAAAAUAGCUUAGGGGCAGGAAAAUGGAUGUUAAUGCAUUUUUAUCAAUUGUGGUACUGAAAAUGAUUUAAAUACAUAAUUAAUUAUUACUAUUAUUGAUUAAUUAAUCAUAUCAAUUAAUCGAUGAAUUGAUUAAUCAUCAUGUUUAGGUUUUCCCACCUGUUUUUGAUUAAUUUUUUUGAUUUAUGGUAUUAAACAAAAGUGGGUCAAAAUGUCAUCUAUGUUUGUAUGUUUAAAAAAUGAAGUUAUAAUGACUUAGAUACUAUUUUUGUACAUAGGUGGCUGUUACUAUGGCAACAUGAUGCCAUUGGUUUGUGCAAUUCAUGUAAAUACAUCAUUACUGUACAUUCAGUUGUGUUUUAUUAUUACUCAUUAUUGGUUAUCAAUAGAUGUUAAUCCUACACUUGUUUUGCUUAGAAAGAAAAGAUCAUUAAAAUGUUUAUUAUUUAUUUAUUAUUAUGAUCUUUUAUUCUAUUUUUGAAUUUGAAUUAUUUUUUAUUAACUCAUUAUCAUGAGAUCAUUAUAAAAAAAGCAGUGAUUUUUGUUUUAUGUUUGUCAUUUUACAACGUAUCAUUAUGGCUUAAAAAGUUUAAUAAAUGCAGUAUGCAGCAGUACACUUUUAGUUUCUUAAAAUCCUGGCAGAAUGCUUCAUCAUAUUUGGACAAAAUUUGUAAUAUGAAUGAUUUUGAUUUCUAACUUAAUAAAUUGAAGAUAGAAUUACACAUCAAAGGCAUUAUCUUAAAUUACAUCAAUUAAGCAUUUGGGAAUAAAAGGGGGUAGGAAAAAGCCAGCAAAUUCUUUUGUUUGUGAUAUCCCAAAGAAAUAAUGCAAAACUGAUCCUUUCUCUAAUUGGAUUGUUAUCCUCAUACAGUUUAAGGCAACAAUUUUAAUUAGGAAUUCUUGAAAAGAAUACUUUUAGAUAUUGAAGUUAUACCAUCUGCUUUUAACUUUCAAUGAUAGAUUAUUUUCUUCACCAAAUAACAGACAAAAAUAAUACCCAAGUCCUAUAUUCUUUUGCGUAGACCCUUAAAUUUGGUGGUAAUGAAUGUUAAGAUUUUUGUAGUACUGCAUUAAAAAAAAGGGUUGGUAAAUCAGUAAAAACUUGAUCUUUUUUUAUCGAAAGUUAAUAACUUAUUUUCUCCUGUAAGUAGAGCUAAGGUUUUACUUUGUUAUAUUAACCAUGUUCAGAUCAUCAAAUUAAUUUUAUUUGACAAAAACAUGUGACAUGCCAAAAUAUGGUCAUGAUGACAUCACAUCAUGACCAUAUAUAGGCACAUCAUGACUAUAUAUGGGCAUGCAACAGUUUCUGUGUCUAAGAGAAUUAGUGUGACAGCUUAACAGAUGAUAUAUCUUUAUAGAAUGACGAAAUUAAAGUUGGAUCCUGUUUCACCAAAUGCAAUAUACAAUGUAUAAUGUCAUCUUGCUGGAAAUAAUGUUUGUACAAGUACUGGAAACUAAUUUUAGUAUGUGCCCUCACAGGAAAUUAGCGAGAAAAAAAUGUAUGCUUAUGUGGUUGAAAAUUACCCUUCAUCACAAGAUAGUUCCUUCCCCCACUUAAUCAUUGAGCCCCUCCACUAUACAUUCAGGUCAACUCCUCCACCAUCCACCUCCCCUCCCCCCUCCCCUUCCCAGGUGAUAUUCAACCACCUGAUGCACGUUGUCAUGGUAACAGCACCCCCUAUUAUUACGUAAUCAUCUAUGAAAUAUUGCAGCUUAUUUGUCUCUUGUUUUUUUUUUUGUUUCUUUUUUAUCACUUUGUGUACAUUAUCUUCAAUUUUGUUGUAAAAAAGAACUUUGUUUUCUGUUAAGUUUAUAUGUUGGACUUGAAUUUGAGCUGUGUUGUAUAUGUGAUAAGAUAGUAUUAAUUUUUUUUUUUUUUGACAUUCUAUUAUAUCACAAUCCAGUUGUUUGUGGGGAAUUAUCCGGAGUCGGAUCUCACAUUACAAUUAAAUAUGCUGAAUUUUAAAACAU
This is a messenger RNA of Anneissia japonica, 9394 nucleotides long. RefSeq names its product INO80 complex subunit D-like. Gene Ontology annotation, cellular component: nucleus. The record is from RefSeq and is a predicted model, not a curated record. The coding region runs from base 486 to 3440 and encodes 984 amino acids. The transcript has 10 exons. NCBI's taxonomy places the organism in Eukaryota, Metazoa, Echinodermata, Crinoidea, Comatulida, Comatulidae.